Messenger RNA from Durusdinium trenchii, 3516 nucleotides. Lineage: Eukaryota; Dinophyceae; Suessiales; Symbiodiniaceae. The record is from the annotation of a GenBank genome assembly.
AUGGCGGCAUGGGCCUGGCGGCUCUUCGUGGUGCUCCGGGCGAACACAGAGAGCUUGCCCGACACGGAGCGCCGGGCCGAAGAGCAGAAGGUGCUGCAAGAGAUCUUUCCGGAUGGCCAUGACUUCUGCGAGGAUGAUCGCAUCACUUGCCAGGAUGGCCACGUCACCGAAAUCCGCGCUGACAACGAGGGCGGGGAGGUCCAGCUGCGGGAGACGUUGCCGGAGGCCAUUGGAGAGAUGAGAUAUUUGACGCGUUUGUGGUUUCAAAACAACAACCUCAGCUCAUUGCCGGAGUCCUUGGGCAACCUACACAAUCUGCAGUUUCUGGAUUUGAGCAACAACUCACUGCACUCACUGCCUGAGUCGCUGGGCAACUUUCAGAAAUUGCAGGAGCUCUUCUUGAGCUACAACCACUUCAACUCGUUGCCCGAGUUUGUGGGCAACUUGCAAAGCUUGCAGCGGCUUUAUGUGAGCAGCAACCAACUAAGCUCUGUACCCGAAUCUCUGGGCAACUUGCAGCGAUUGAGGAAGCUCGGUUUGAGCAACAAUGCCUUGAGUUCGCUGCCCGAGUUUCUGGGCAACUUGCACACGCUGUGGGGACUUUAUGCAAGCCACAACAACAUCCAUUCAUGGCCGGAGUCUUUUGGCAAGCUAAAGGGCUUGAAGCGAUUGGAUCUGAGAAGCAACGCCUUGAGCACUUUGCCAGAGUCCUUUGGCGAACUGCAGAGAUUAUUGGGGUUGGAUUUGGGCAACAACCAGCUCAGCUCUUCGCCGGAGUCUUUUGGCAACUUGAGUCAUUUGCUGAAACUCACCUUGAGCCACAACCCCUUGAGUUCUUUGCCGGCGUUGGUGGGAAACUUGAAGAACUUGGGGGAGCUGAGUCUGAUCAACUGCACUUUGCGCGCGCUGCCGGAGUCCUUGGGCAACUUGCAGAGUUUGUUGCGGCUGGAUCUGAGAGCAAAUGCCUCGGGCUCUUUACCAGACUCCUUGGGCCACUUGCAGAUGUUGCUGGGGCUGGAUUUGAGCAACAACGUCUUGAACUCGCUACCGGAGUACGUGGGCAGCUUGAAGAACUUGCGGCAUCUUGAGUUGCAAAACAACCAUCUGAGCUCAGUGCCAUUCUCGUUUGGCAACCUGAGCAGCUUAGAGAAGCUUGAUUUGUCCAACAACAAGUUGAGCGCGUUGCCGGGAUCAUUUCACAAGCUGACAAAUUUAAAGCAUCUCUAUUUGCAGCACAACAACCUGACAUCAUUCUUCAAUACCUCAGGGAAAAACCUUCAGCUGGAAGUCUUGCUGCUGAAUGACAACCAGUUGUCCAAUGACUUGUUAGCAUUUUGUGGGCUUAAGAAUGCGAGCACCCUGUAUUUACACCAGAACCGGCUGGGCGGCCAGAUUCCAGGAAUGAUUGCUGAGCUUAACUCCAUUCAAGUACUCACACUCCACCGGAAUUCAUUGACCGGAAAGAUUCCCUCGGAACUGGCCACGUUGCCCUCCUUGCAGCUGCUCACCUUGCACGAGAACCGCCUCACUGGAGAAAUUCCGCCCAGCUUCAGUGUCCGAAAUGCGUCGGCAUUGGUGUUUCUCUCGGCCUUUUCCAACGAUUUGACCGGCUCUGUUCCUGAAAUGACCUUGCGUGGAGGCUGCGUGGACGAUCAGUCCUUUCGCAUGGAAGCUGCAUGGAAGAAGCGGGAUGCCUCAGUCACCAGCACCAUUAGCUGUGCCAGGAAGGAUGAACUAGAUAAUUUUGAUCUGACCUCUGAGGAAAGGCAACAGAUCCAAGACGCAUGUCCAAAUGUGUAUGGACUUUGUGGCACAGCCCCCGCCAGAGGUCCAACACUCUUGUUGCAGAGCAAUCGUCUCUCGUGCCCUUUGCCAUCGCGCGUGGAGGAUCCCGAAGUUGAGUCCUCGAACUUCACACUUCGCUCCCUGGUCAUUGCGGGGAACAUGCUUGGCAACCAUUGGGUAGACCUGCCUGAGUGGGUGUCAGAGUCAGAAAGACAACCCUUCUUGUACAUCUCAUCCUCCAAAAUCUUAGGCGUCCCGGUCUCAGACAUGCAGAGGUUUUUACUCAGCUUCCUUGGUCUUCUGACCUUGUACGCUUUGGCCUUGAGAAAGAUGAAGUGGAGGGAGUGCGUCAAGGAUAUGCCCAAUCAGGAUGACCUCACACAGCUUUCGCACGCCUUCCUCAUUCGUAGUAUUUUGUUGAUGGGGCCUGCGGCACUGCUGCUUCUCCUUUGCUACACAUGGCACAGCUCUUAUUACCAGUGUGGUCACCAAUUCGCAAAGACUACCCUUGCCUACUUUGAUGGCAGCCGAUACGCGCAGUUUGCGCUUGCUUGUCUUUGGUUGGUUUGGGUGUUGGGAUGGCUUGACUUGAUACGACUGGUCCCAAAACCAACAGCCGAGGCGGUUGACCGGCUUGUCCGAGGUGGUAGCUUUUCCAAGGCAAUGUGGUGGUGUAUUUGGAUGAUCAUCGUAGUUGUUUUGUCUUCGCCAUCCUUGGGAUAUGCAUUUGUGCAAUCAUUGCCGAAACAAAACAGCUUGGGCUUGUCCAGCACCUAUGUCUCAAAAGCUAUCCAUUUUGGAGCUGCUUUGCUCAUGAUUCUAAUUGACUUACUGAUCACACCGAAAUUGGCCAUGUGGUUUUCCAAGCGUUCUCGAGUUCCUCGAUCUAUGCUGUUGAUGGCUGCCCGCACGGGCACCAUGUGGCUCAAUGCCACUCUUUGUGCAAUCUACAUGAAUGAGCACUGCGUGCGCGGAUGGACCACGUUUUGGCCCAUGUGCGAUCCAGAGUCAGAUCUCUAUCGCAACUUCAAGGUCAGCCUUGGACGCCAUCCCCUUUUAGAUCCCAUCAGAGACUUAUGUGCACGGAAUGACCGUUGGUGGACGACAGAUGCUUGCCCACGAUCCGUUGUGGAGACUCUGGCACCACUUUUUCUGGCCAAGUUGCUGCAGCGUGCAUUCGUGCAGCCGGUCUUGGUCCUGUGGCUCUGGAAACGCUCGGCGCAGAUCGAUGGCCAGCUUCACAUUUGUCCGUUGGCGUUCCUAGGCAUCAAAUGCCAGAUUCGCACCAGUCGGAGCUUGGAUCGUGCACAGCAAGCGACCUUGCUGGUGACCUUGGCCGAAGUGGCGAUCAUCUGGAGUCCACUGGUGCCGCUCUUGCUGCCGGCGGCGGCCAUGGCGGCGGCCACCAACCUACUUCUGUUCCAUCUUGGGCCCAGGGAGUUCCGGGCGACCGUCCCAAGCUUGGAAGCAGGAGAGACUGCCAGCAUGUCUCGGAAGUACAUGCAGGCCAGUGUUAGCAUGCUGCUGAUCUUUCAGAUGUGGUUUGCCCUCACUUCCGGAUUGUGUGGCACCUCAUUGCUUGCGCUUGCUGCCGUGGUCUUUCUGAGCGACACACUUCUCGGUCUCAGCUGGCACUGCUCUCGAUUGUGUGGCCGGGGUCGAGCCGGCGUAGCGUCCAGAGGCUCCGGAAGCUCAACUCUGGAAGAAGCUAUUGAGAUCAUGGAGCGGUGA